AAUGGAGAAGUUUGCCCUGAACGUGGACUUACAGGCUGCUCAGCCUGUAAGGCUGCAUCCCGCCUCCUCGAUCACAGCCAAUCAAAUAACAGUAUAGCCAAAAGCCCCGACCAUGGCGCUAAACCACACCCCCUCGACCAAAACCAAUGAAAUAACAGAAUCGUUAAAAAGCUCCGCCCACAAGCACAACCAGUGAGAGACGAAAUCAAGAAGCCGCGCUGGGAUUCAAACUUUCAGUCUGGACAGUAACUGCUGCUGCUGAUGCUCCUGCUGCAUGUUCGGAAGAACUAUCCGGCCUGUGAGAAAUUCUGCACCAUCCUCUCCUCCACCUAAAGAAUCUGCCCCAAUGACCCGUCGGCGCAAAAGACCCUGCCCCACCUUACUACUUCCCUCAAAAAAGCCCUCUAACCCUUUACAGUCUUCUACCAAAGCCAAGAUUUUAACACACACUCCCACCUUAGCAUCUUCCUCAGCUGUCACUUUACCACCAGCACCUACCCCAGCACCAUCCUCUACUCCACCUUCACAAUCUGCCCCAAUGACCCGCAGCCGCAAAAGAGCCUGCCACCCCUUAGUUCUUCCCUCAAAAAAGCCCCCCAAUCCUGUACAGUCUUCUACUGCAGCCAAGAUAUUAACACAAGCACCCACCUUAACAUCUUCCUCAGCAAUCACUUUACCACCAGCACCAUCCUCAGCCAUCACUUCUCCACCAGCACCAUCCUCAGCCAUCACUUCACCACCAGCACCAUCCUCAGCCAUCACUUCACCACCAGCACCAUUCACAGCCAUCACUUCACCACCAGCACCUACAUCAGCACCAUCCUCAACCAUCACUUCACCGCCAGCACCAUCCUCAGCCAUCACUUCACCACCAGCACCGACCCCAGCACCAUACUCAACCAUCACUUCACCACCAGCACCAUUCACAGCCAUCACUUCACCACCAGCACCUACCCCAGCACCAUCCUCAACCAUCACUUCACCACCAGCACCAUCCUCAGCCAUCACUUCACCACCAGCACCUACCCCAGCACCAUCCUCAGCCAUCACUUCACCACCAGCACCAUUCACAGCCAUCACUUCACCACCAGCACCAUUCACAGCCAUCACUUCACCACCAGCACCUACCCCAGCACCAUCCUCAACCAUCACUUCACCGCCAGCACCAUCCUCAGCCAUCACUUCACCACCAGCACCGACCCCAGCAAUAAGACCCACUGAAGAAAUAGCAUCCACCUCUGGACCUAAUAACAUAAGCACUCCCCAUAGCCCAACCCUUUGCAGCAAUGCCUGUCCAUCUGAGAUCCUCUUUAAAGAGGUAGAGGCCAUCUUACCUCUUGGAUUUGGGCAUCGUAAAAAGAGAUAUUCAGUGACUGUAGAGGAGCUGAAAAGGAGAGUUGGGCCACCAGAGGGCAUGUCCCUUGCAUCUUGUGUGGCGUACCUGAGGAUGGACAAAAACAAAAAAGCUAGUCUCAAGACAGAACUGGACAAUGUAGGGGUCUGUCCAAGGCCAGUUACAACACUGACCUCCAUGUGCAGCAAGCUGACAGAGGGGGAGGUAGUUGAUCUGAGCCAAAGCCUUAGUCACCUUGUGGCAACACAAGUACCUUUCAGUAAGGUGAAGUUAUUAGAGGAACGAGACACCGAUGUGGCCCUUGGUCACCUGGCAUUAUUCAAAGAAAUGAUCAAAACAGCCAGUGAAGGCAUAAAAGCAGAGGCUGGCAUGUUCAACUUGGCUACCCAUGGACUUGGAUUCUCACUCUUGCAUAUCUUUGAAAACCUGUUCACUGAAUGUGCUGAUGCACAAAUUGCAGCACUUAAAGGUAAGACUUGAAAUAUAUUUUCUUGUGUAUUUCAAUUGUAGUGUAGUGUGUUCUAUCGUUUGUAUCCACCAUUGUUGAAAGACACUAAAAUUCAAUCAUGUAACCUAUAAUUCAUCUUCAUACAUCAAUGGGGUGCAAUAUUAUGACCAUCUCCACAUUUCUACCCUGUACAUUUUAUCAGGUUGACUAAACAAAUAGGAGCGCUUUGUAGUUCCACACUUACAGACUGUAGUAUAUCUGUUUCUCUGUAUACUUUAUUACCCUGUAUUUCAAUGUUCAGGACCCCCACAGGGCAGGUACUAUGUGUGUUGUGGAUCAUUCUCAGCACUGCACUGACACUGAUGUGGUGGUGGUGUGUUAGUGUGUGUUGGGCUGCUGGAGUGUUUAAACACUGUGUCCACUCAUUGUACACACUUGGCCCCUCCCACUGUUUUUGCUGCUCCCCCUUGUAGGUGUAAUGUCAGAAACAAGAGCUCAUCUGUUGCUGCACAAUUUGUGUUCCUCUAGACCUUCAUUAAUGGUCACAGGACACUGCCCAGGAAGCUGGAUAGUCUUGGGCGGUGGACGAUUAUCAAUCUAGCUGUGACCCUGAGGUGUCCAGCAGCACUGCUGUGUGUGAUCUACUUACACUAGAAUAAUAAGCCACCACCACGUCAGUGUCACUGCAGUGCUGAGACUGAUCCACCACCCACAAAACACCUGCUCUGUGGUGAUGCUGCGGGGGUGAUUUGAAGAACAAGGUAAUCAAGUAUAUAGAGAAACAGACAUACUACAAACUAAGUACUGAACCAGUCUGAACUACAGAGUUCUCCUAUGUGGUCAGUGGUUUGCCAAGCUGAUGAUAUGAACAGUGUGUGUAGAAACAUGAUGGUGGUCAUAAUGUUAUGUCUGAUUGGUAUAUGUCAUUAUAUUCAUUUUGCCAAAUAUGUUUGUGGUGUUAUUAGUCCAAGAAUUUUUUUUCUAGCCACGUAAUCCAAGGGACAGCACAGACA
Molecule: messenger RNA, 2815 nt
Organism: Astyanax mexicanus (Mexican tetra)
Lineage: Eukaryota; Metazoa; Chordata; Actinopteri; Characiformes; Acestrorhamphidae
Exons: 5
Coding region: 275-1834 (519 amino acids)
Source: RefSeq, a predicted model, not a curated record